Messenger RNA from Chaetomium strumarium, 984 nucleotides. RefSeq lists its product as uncharacterized. Lineage: Eukaryota; Fungi; Ascomycota; Sordariomycetes; Sordariales; Chaetomiaceae. The record is from RefSeq and is a predicted model, not a curated record. Bases 426 to 878 code for a protein of 150 amino acids. The transcript has a single exon.
UCCUUGGACAUUCUACAUAUAAAUCGUGCCCUACAAUGCCUCAUUAACAGUAACUAAACUCACCUUCCUCCUUCGGUUUUACCGCAUCUUGCCAUCAGGAAAGAUGCGAAGGGUCGUCUUCGCAUCUUUCGUCGCCUUGUGGUCGAUAUCGCAGCUUCUCGUCAUUAUCCUCACAUGUUCACCGGUCCACAGAUUCUGGCUCCCAGAAACCCCAGGAACCUUCAUUUCUAACCUUCCCUUCUGGUACAUCCAGGGAGGAGUGUGACCGACGCCACCGUUUUCGUGCUGCCGCUCCCACCGCUGAGCCGUAUCAAGCUCCGCGAAGGUCAGAAGCUCGGUCUGAUAGGCGUGUUCUGCCUCGGCUUCGGUCGUGGGUCUCAAUGAAAAGUUAAAACUAUGUCUCCUCAAUCCCUGGUACCCUAACAAUGAGCUCUCUCCAGACAUGUGCCAUUUCGGUCAUCCGUAUCCAAUACUUCAAACUCAGCGCCGACGUCGCCUGGGAUAACGCGGCUUCCUCCUACUGGUCCAUUGGUCGGCUGUGCUCUGGCAUCGCUUGUGCCUGCCUGUGCCUCCCCACCCUCAGACCCCUUAUCGCGGAAAUCAGAUUCACCUUGUCACAUCAAUCGGCCGCGAAGCGCAGCCUGGUACCUCGGGACGGCGGCUCUCCAAACAGCAUUAGUCACUGCGACGCUGUGACGAACACUCUCAACAAAUCGUUUCACUGGGUGGAGCGAGAAGUUCAGAGCGCGGCCGCUCUCCUCGCGAUGCACUCCACGCGAUCUUCUGAUCAUCGCAAGGGGAGCGAUUGUGGCGCGCGCCUAAUGUCUUGGCGCGGUCCGGAAUGUCUGCCGUGGCGUCCGACCCGGGCCGAGCCGUGAAGAAAAGAAACACGAACAACACGUUGCACCAGGCGGCUACACUACACGUGUAAAUCGGAAUACAACAGCGUAGUAGCAGCGCGUCUUGACGCAUACCCUGUAUCCG